Messenger RNA from Mercenaria mercenaria, 2367 nucleotides. Its product is annotated as protocadherin beta-16-like. Gene Ontology annotation, molecular function: calcium ion binding. Gene Ontology annotation, biological process: homophilic cell-cell adhesion. NCBI's taxonomy places the organism in Eukaryota, Metazoa, Mollusca, Bivalvia, Venerida, Veneridae. The record is from RefSeq and is a predicted model, not a curated record. Gene Ontology annotation, cellular component: membrane. The coding region runs from base 50 to 781 and encodes 243 amino acids. The transcript is spliced from 5 exons.
CACGGCAGAAAGCGCAGGAUCGCUACAGACUGGACAUUCAAAUAAGGAAAUGAUGCAAGUUGUUACCAUAGUAGUAGCUUCGUCGCUCCUGGCUUCAAUUAAUAUUGCAGAUGCUGCUGAUAUUGUAUGGACGACUCCAUCAGGUGGGGAUGGAUCAGCAAGCGAACCUGAAAACAAUGCCGCGGGAGCAGCAGUGGUGACAGUGGUCGCUACUCCUUCAACUGGAAAUACUAUUGGAGAUUACACCCUACUGACCACAGGCACUCCAUUCAGCUUGUCAACAGGUGGCGCUUUAACUGUCACUGCUGCAAACACUCUAGACUACGAAACAACAGAAAAAUACGUAUUAUCAAUUAAGGUUGUAGAUGACGCCCCGUCUUCGUCAACUGCAACACUUACUGUAUCUGUUACUGACGCCAACGAUGCACCAACGUUUUCCGCUCCUGCCUUCUACGCAUGCGCGAACGACGAAACUGCAGCAGGUACAUCUGUGUAUGCAAUACCCGGCUCUGAUCAGGACAGCGGAGACACACUUUCAUACUCAAUUACCGACGGAAACACAAACACAGACUUCGCCAUUGUUGGAAGUGAACUUCGUACGGCAAAGGUACUAGACAUGGAUACAACUGCUGUUUACGCCCUGGAAGUGGAAGUUGAUGACAGUACUGCGACAGCAACAACAAUCAUCGCUGUACAAGUGAAGGACAGCUGCAGCAGCGCAACAGCUGUCGUCAUGAGUCUCUUGACCAUUUUAACAGCUCUUGUUGUCUCUCUCAAUUAAAUCCAAAUCCAGCAUAAGCAAUUACGAAAAGAGAAAUUGAUGCAGAAAUAACCAUAAUAAUUCAGUCCCGUCGUGCACCAAAAUAGAAUUAUUUAUAAUCAGUAUCUUAAAGCAUUUAGAACAAGUAACACAACUCAAAUUAUGCAGAUAUCUUCACAAAAUGCACUUCCUCCUAUCAAAAAAUAAACAGAAUUAAUAAAAUUUAAUAAAAUUUAAUAAAAUGUAAACCACUGCUUUCGCCUAAGAUCUAGUUAAAAUUAAUCAGGCGCGAUUACAUCUUAAGAUCCUGCCUUUGGAUUACAAGAAAAUAAAUUAUGUGUGUAAACUAUUAUAAUGAAAUGUAUCUUUUUGUUGUUUUUAAUGAGUACUCUAGGUGAGAUGGCCUUUUGCAUCAUGGAAAUAAUUACUCUAAUUGCAUUACAAAGCAAAACGUGUAACAACUGUUAAACACUUGUUGAAUGGCUUGAAAAAAAAGUUAAAUUUCUUGUCCGACGUAAAUAUUUACUCAGCCUUUUAUAACUUGAAACACUGGGAAAUAAGCUUGUUUUUUAACUGUGUCACGACUUUGAUUGGUGGAUAUUCAAUAACAGGUACCGACGAUCGAGUAUCUGCAUAUCCGAAUAAAACUAAUCCGAACACGAGUCACUAACGUAAUUAACACUUAAUUUAUCAGAAAAUAGCUACAUGUACCACAUUGAUUCCAAUAUUUAUAAUGCAUAAAUCACAAUUACUUAUGUGUAUAUGAUUCGUACAUCUUAUAAAGUGACAGUUUAAUUUUUUAUAUGUUUCAUUGUAUAAAUUGACGUAUAGGCUUGGCUGAAACAACUAUGUCAUGUAAUAAAAUACAUACUUAAUGGCUUGCCAGUCAUUAAGUGUAUGAUAUGCAACAAGUCGCUGCCCAGCUGAGAAGGUCUACUCCCUUUAGUACACGUGUGUUGUGGUUAAUGUUUCGUUCCUCACUCUUUACGUUAAAGAAAUGAGUUCAAUAAUGAGAUGCAAAUGUAUCGAUGCUUGAUUCAUUUCUCAGUUACAGUGUGUUACCUUUAGGCAUGAAAAUGUUUGUUUCCGGUAUCCCGACUCACCCUAAAUUUUAGCCCGACCCUUAAAGUUUUAUGGCCUUGGAGAAUGUUUUUUCAAAUUUUUACAAAAAGUUACAAAACUGCAUUUUUUAUGCUUUAAACCUGGUCGGUGCUGUUAGAAAUCGACUUACUGAUGCUCUAAAUGCAUAUCCCUCUUAUAUGUAUUUCAUUUUUUUUAAAACAAAAUAAUGUCCGAAAAGUCUCGCUUAAUAAAACAAAUAAAAAACCGACCUACAUACCCUAAAUUUUGGAGCAUAUUUCCGGAAACAAAGAUUUUAAGCUUUGUUCAGUUUUAUUAAGUUCAUAGUACAUGCACAUGUCUCUCUGUAACGGAUAUUCUUAUUGGCAAUCUAAAAGAAUUGUGAUGCUUGAAAACUAAACCCGCUAAUAAAAUUAAUGUUUAAGGAAAGACAAAUUUUGUAAUAACAAUGGUUGGUUUUUAUUCAUUAGGCUCAAGCUAAAUUUGCUAAACAUUGACACCAAAUCUCAACAGUUAAUCAAAAUUUA